AUGAUGUUGUCUUUGAUGAUCUCCGUCGUGUGUGGCUCGAUCAUCGAACCAAACUUUGCUGAUGGUCGAACCGUGAUCGUGCACCUAUUCGAAUGGAAAUGGACCGAUAUCGCCGAAGAAUGUGAAAGAUUCAUCGGACCCCACAAGUUCGCCGGUGUGCAGGUUUCUCCACCGAGCGAGCACCUGAUAUUCUCCACCAACCCCUAUAACCCUCCCUACCCUUACCCCUGGUGGGAGCGCUACCAGCCACUCAGCUACCAGCUCAACAGCAGGAGCGGAACAGCGGAGGAGUUCGCUGAUAUGGUGACACGGUGUCUGGCUGUAGAUGUCCGCAUCUACGUCGACGCCGUCAUUAACCACAUGGCUGGGGGUAGCUAUGACUUCCCAGGCGUUCCUUUCACUGAGAAUGAUUUCAACGUCAAACUUGGACUGUGUCCGACCGAUGAUGGCGGUAUUUAUGAUAUCAACAAUACAGUUGAAAUGCGUUACUGCAAUUUGCUUGGUCUGAGUGAUAUACACUAUGGGGAAUUGAACAACUACUAUGGACGAGACAAGGUUGUAGAAUAUCUUAAUACUAUGAUAGCCAUGGGCGUGGCAGGGUUCCGGAUUGAUGCAGCUAAACACAUGUACCCUGCUGAACUGGACGAUGUGGAAAGUCGCCUCCAUGACUGUACAUUUGGCGGCAGGCCGUACAUCUAUCAGGAGGUCAUCGACCGAUUCAGCAACGAGGCCAUUAGGCCUAUCGAGUACUUUCAAACCGGUGACGUCACCGAGUUUAAAUUCUGCGAUCAAAUGGCCUUACUCGGACGAGCCUCCGUCCCGGCUGAUCAGUUUCAAGAUUUUGGUUUCGAUCCGAGCUGGGGGAUGAUGCCGAGUGAAAACGCAAUCAUCUUCGUCGAGAACCACGACAACCAACGUAACCACGGAGGCGGAGGAGAUAUCCUGACGUUUGAAGAACCACGCGAAUACAAGAUCGGUCUCGCGUUCGGCUUGGCGUGGAAUUACGGAACUGCGCGUAUCUUCAGCGGGUAUGUUUUUGAAGACAGCGACCAGGGACCGCCGUCUGAUAGUUCAGGUAACACAGACAACGUCGUGAUCAACGCAGAAGGAUUAUGCGAUGGUGGUUGGGUUUGCGAGCAUCGCUGGAGGGCGAUACGCAACAUGGUCUGUUUCCGUAACGUUGCUGGGGAUGAGCCAGUUGAUAACUGGUGGGACAAUGGUGAUAAUUUCAUCGCCUUUUCUCGAGGCGACAAAGCCUUCUUCGCCUUGAACAACGAGAGGAUUCGGCAAUCAGAGACUCUGCAGACAGGACUACCAUCCGGGACAUACUGUGAUCUGAUCACGGGUGAGCCUACGACCAGGGGCUGCUCAGGAACAUCCGUGGUCGUCGAUGACGAUGGAUUAGCCUACAUCGAUCUGCUACCGAGUAAUAAUGAGCGAGACGCGAUGGUAGCAUUGACCAUCGCUGCUACGUCUGGUCGGUCUGAUUAUACUGGGUGUGUAGUCGAAGCGGGGGCAGUACAAUUAAAAGCUAAUUUAUUAUUGAUUGCAGUUAUUGCAAUACUGCUAUUCAUUCACUAAACAUUCACCUGAAUCACAAAAAGUUAACAUGAUCAAAGCAAGGAAUAUUAAAACUUACAAUGAAUAAUAAAAGGUGAUAAUGAAAAAGUGUUGAUGA
Messenger RNA from Strongylocentrotus purpuratus (purple sea urchin), 1678 nucleotides. RefSeq names its product alpha-amylase B-like. Bases 1 to 1581 code for a protein of 526 amino acids. The record is from RefSeq and is a predicted model, not a curated record. Gene Ontology annotation, biological process: carbohydrate metabolic process. Gene Ontology annotation, molecular function: cation binding; alpha-amylase activity. NCBI's taxonomy places the organism in Eukaryota, Metazoa, Echinodermata, Echinoidea, Camarodonta, Strongylocentrotidae. The transcript has 5 exons.